Molecule: messenger RNA, 1254 nt
Organism: Platichthys flesus (European flounder)
Lineage: Eukaryota; Metazoa; Chordata; Actinopteri; Pleuronectiformes; Pleuronectidae
Gene: ndr2
Product: nodal-related 2
Exons: 3
Coding region: 1-1203 (400 amino acids)
Biological process (GO): SMAD protein signal transduction; BMP signaling pathway
Cellular component (GO): extracellular region
Molecular function (GO): cytokine activity; type I activin receptor binding; growth factor activity
Source: RefSeq, a predicted model, not a curated record
AUGCGCUCAUUGGGAGCUCUGGGCGUCGCGCUGCACGCAUCUCUGCUGGUGCUGCUGGCCCAGGGGUUCCAUAGAUCCAGGGACGGGGUUAUCCUGAGGCCGCAGCAUCGUCUCCCGGUGCCGGACCGAUCCACCGGGCAUCACCUGCCCACCUACAUGGUGCAUCUCUACAGGAACUUCAAGGCGAACUUCUCCGGACCCUUGGACACCGCGGAGCAGGACGCAGCGAGGCAAGCGGACACCGUGAAGAGCGUUAUGGCCAAAAGUUUGACGUACAGAGACAGGCGCUGGGUUGCGACCUUCGACCUCAACAACCUGCCGGCCGACAAACGGAUCCAAGCAGCAGAGCUGAGAAUCCGGCUUCCUCGGACGACGAGCGAUUACAACAUCUCUGUAGAGGUCUACCACCAGAACGGCCAGGCAUGCCACAUGCACCAGGGCUGCCAUGAACAGCAGCUGGUGGGGAUGAUCGGAGAGUCAUCACUGGUCACUUCAUCCCAGAGCUGGAAAGUGUUCAACAUGACAAGUCUCCUCUUGGACUGGCUCAGGCAGAGGUCGACGGUGAGGGUUCAACACAAAAGGGUGUCAAGAAGGAAGAAGGCGCUGAAGUCAAAGAGAAGCCUGUCGCUUCCCAAGCAGCCCGUCUUUGUGGCGAGCCCGAGGAGAGAUCAGGAAGUUAGUGAACGAGCCUUGCUGGUCAUCUUUUCGCGCACUGGCUCAGGCGAAAACUCAAAGGCCAAAGCAAGUUUGCUUCACACUGCUGAGCAAUCCAAGUUCUUAUCCCCCGGUGACAUCAAAAAGGCACGCCGGCCAAAGAGGCGCAGGAGCAAAAGGGGCCAGAGAGAACCGACAGCGAGAGGCCCACAGGUGUCCAAGGAGGGGAGUGAGAAAACUCUAUGUCGCAGGGUUGACCUGCAAGUGGACUUUAAUCAAAUAGGUUGGGGAUCCUGGAUCAUCUUUCCUAAGAGGUACAACGCCUACCGCUGUGAGGGAUCUUGCCCUGGUCCUCUGGGAGAAGACCUCAAUCCAACAAAUCAUGCUUACAUGCAGAGUUUGCUGAAACAUUACCACCCCGACAGAGUGGCAUCGCCCUGCUGCGCCCCGACCAAAAUGAGCCCGCUGAGCAUGCUGUACUACGAGAACCGAGAGAUGCUCCUUCGACACCACGAGGACAUGAUCGUGGACGAGUGCGGCUGCCAGUGACGGCUGCGUCCACCAACUCCAGGCAUAACCUGGGUUGCUGAGCAGCCUAAC